UGGAAAGAGAGAAAAGCCCGAGGGGGUUGGGAAGUAGCAAGGAAUAGAGGUCGCGUUAUAAUAGUGCGCUGGUAAGGGAAAGAGAGCCUGCUUCAUAUAGUACUGGCAAACAGGAAAUGGGGGUCGAAGGGGAGAGGAAUAAUAACACCAACACACUUUUCCAGCUUGUCGAGAGAGGGAAGCAGGGAAGAACGGGUUACCAAGAGCCCAAGCUUCAUAGUCUGACCUAACAACAAAAAAAUUAUAUUGCCAGCCACAGCUAUCAAAUGACAAAACCUCAUCCCUCAGAAACACAUCACGUGCCUGAUAAAAAUCACCUAUUGCUUUUUCUCGCUUGCCUCAGCACGCUUCAUGCCGCCAUGUCUCUUUAUGCUGAGAUCCAUCAUCCAACAGCCCCCUGCGAGAACCUGCGCAGCCAGCAGUGCCGAGCUGAACUGAGCCAAGCCAGCCGCCAUACCACAGCUCUGAAGGCCGUGUCUGAAAUUGGUCCGGUCCCUACGACGCCAGCGACAACGGCCUCUUCUUUUAGAAUGUAUGAAAAGCCCGACAACAAACUGGCAAUCUCAUUAAUGCACCUCCUCUUGAACACUGCCUGGUUCUUGCUCUUUGCAUACACUAUGCAGUGUGCGCAGCUAGAUACAGCUGCCCACUCUGCUCCGUCCAGAUUGCAGCAGAGGUUGGGUCGGAAUGGCCGCCAUGCUGAUCCCAGGGCCGAUGGAGAAAAGGCUGGCAUGGCAGCGAUUCCGACAGUAUUCGGUCACCAGUGACCACUCUUGUCCACGCAAAUCAUGCAAUCAAGACAGCCGGUGUAGCUGUGUUUAGGAUCGUGGUGCCUCUUCACGGCCCACGUCAAUCGACAGGUCCGCCACUCAAAUCUGCUGCCCGAGCUCGACACCAGCAAUCGCCCAGAAUUCUAAUUUUAAACUGUCAUUCUCGUACAAUCCGCUCCACCUUUGCUGCAUCUGUCGAGAGGAUGUGCGCUUUUGUGC
Molecule: messenger RNA, 989 nt
Organism: Linderina pennispora
Lineage: Eukaryota; Fungi; Kickxellomycota; Kickxellomycetes; Kickxellales; Kickxellaceae
Exons: 1
Coding region: 267-767 (166 amino acids)
Source: RefSeq, a predicted model, not a curated record